Molecule: messenger RNA, 2145 nt
Organism: Lizanozyma spartinae
Lineage: Eukaryota; Fungi; Ascomycota; Pichiomycetes; Serinales; Debaryomycetaceae
Gene: FGR29
Product: Fgr29p
Exons: 1
Coding region: 1-2145 (714 amino acids)
Source: RefSeq, a predicted model, not a curated record
AUGCAACGUCGUCGAGAUAUCAGUACCAACACUUACCAGACAUUCCUGAGGCUACGAUCAUACGACUUUACGUUUUUGUAUGUGAAAAUCAAAGGGAUAAUUGACAGUAAAUUGAAAUUACUGUUGAGAUAUGAAAACUUCAAACAGCCAGAGAUUUAUAGAUCGAUUGUCAGACCGCUCACAAACACACUACUAGAGUUGAAGUCGUUUGAAGAACAUGCAUUUCUCGUCCAUAUUCUUCUUUUGCUACGAUACGAGUAUCAAAUCCAAUCUCAAUUCAACCUUGUCCGAUAUGAUUUACUCCAAUCCAAAGCUAUUCUUGGGGAGAUAUUGGCAAUCAGAAUGCUCAGAGAAUAUAAUGCUCCAACAAGAAUGAACUUGUUGUUUGUGGACCCACUUCGAAAGUUUUCAACUCUUGAUUUGGCCAUCUAUUCAGAGCUGAAAAAGUUUCUUUGUCAACCUAUCGUGAUUCAAAUUAUGGAUAAGUUAUAUCGUGGAGAAGUCAACAUUGUUGGCAAUAGUCGCCAUAGCAAUGUUAGUUUUGAUCCAGAGAAUCAAAAAUUGGUGGCAAGCUCCCAAGUAUCAUCAUAUGAAGUUCUUCCCUAUAAGGCUCUGGAGGCCACCUUAAAAGAUUGUAUCAAAAGAGCUACGAAUGUUCCAAAGUAUGUGGAAUACAUCAACAUAAUAAAGUUAAUAACCUUGGCAGUAACAUAUUUGAAAUUACUUUUAAUGCUGCAGGAAAGCUUUUUGCUUCAUUGUCUAAUGGUAAUUUUAACCAUUGAAAUGAACAUUCAAUAUAUGAUAAGAAUAAGGUACGUUUCGUGGGAAUUGUUGAAUAGACUCAUUUGGACAUAUGCUGAUUUUGUAUUGAUAUUCCUAUUGGAUAUUACUGCUAUCAAUCUUAUUUUCACUGGGGAACCUCACAAGGUGGCGAAUUUGAUUCUGAUAGUUUUGUUCCCAAAGAUAGUUCUUCACAUGUUUAGUCAUUAUGAGUUUCUCAAUCUUAUUCUUAUCAGUUUUAAACAAAUGACGUUUAAAUUACUUGGUGUCUUCUUCCUUUUUAUUAGUUUGAUUAGUGGCUAUUAUGUUAGUUUCAUUAAGCUAUCCAAAUCAUAUGUUCAAAGCUCAGAUGUUCUCUAUGGAAUGCUUCAGGUUUUCUUUGGGUUUACUCCAGCAAUUUGGAGCAAUUGGGACAAUUAUGAUAGUUUGGGGAAUAUCAUUCAAUUGAAUUAUUUAUUCUUGAUGCAGUUCAUUCUAAGUACAAUACUUGCAAUGAUAUUGUCCCAAGAGUUUGUCAAAUUGAAUAAUGCAAAUUUGGAAGAGUUUCAUUAUUUACAGACAUUAAACAUACUAGUGGAGCUUAAGCAAUCUUUCCAAUCGUUUGGUUGGGCAAAAUCUCUAGGUUUAAACUAUCCCUUGAGUUUGUUUAUAUGGGCUUUGGAGAAGUAUAGCCAGUGGCUGAAUAACAAAUUUACAGACUCAGAAACGUAUAAAAAUGGGAUGAAGAAUUUCACAUUUGUUCUGGAACAAAAUAGUGAUAGACUUACAAGCGUUCAAUCAAGAGAUACCUUUUGUGUACGGAGGGCAUCUAUGGAUUCGAUGUUUCUAGACUUAUUAUCUCACCCACAGCAUCCUUUAGUUCCUGCUGGUAGUCAUCCUGACAGGAGUAAUGCUACAACAGCACAGAUGGCAGGUCCUUCUAUGCCAACUCUGAUUUCAAUUCCGUAUUCUGGUGAGCCUAUACUUGGAUCACAACAAAUGAUGUCUCCUUCAAGCAAGCUGUUAGGAGUACACCAGCAAAGUAUGAGAAGGGCAUCUACUAGCUCACGGCCCCGUCAUACUACAAUGACCAACAUCCAAGAGACUCCUUUGCUGAAGCCAUUGGAUACAAGUGAAAGCAACGGAUUAGCCAUUGCUCGUUUAGAGACAUUAGUGGAGCACUUGGUGCAACUGGUGGAUAACUUGAAUUACUCUGCUAAUGGUAACCGAGGCAGAAACCGAGGGCAGUUAAUAUCCGAGGGCUCAGCUACUGAAGAGAGCAACCGCACGGCCGAAGACGGGUCUAUGCCUAUAUACCGGACAGAGUCAAAUGAAUCGAUGGAAGAUGAAUUAAGUCUUGAAUAUGAUUCAGACGCCACAAUAUAA